UGCGAGCUUAUUUACGGAAGUGGACAGAUAUCGAGUCAUUUUGUGAUACAAGCGUUGUUUUUUUCUGUUAACGACCUGGGUAUAGAUCUGCUUAGUAUUAAAUUCUGUUUCAAACGAAUGUCCAGUCGGUCCUCUGCGGCUGAGCUGGAAUCAGUACCAUGUUUAGCCGCUGUCUCGCUUAGGAGCUCGUCUGAUCAUAUUUCUGGGCGUCUUCAAAGACAUUAGCAUCUACUAACUAGCUCGGUUAGCUUUAGCUUGUAUUGUGUGACAAACGCUGAUUAAAGCUCAUUUAGCUAGCGUGCUAACCUGGCAUGGGCGCGGAGCAGAGCGGGGAUGCGGAACACAAACACCUCAACCACAGCUCGUCGGCGGCUCCGUCCCCAGCUAAGCACAAAGCGAAGAUGGAUGAUAUUGUGGUAGUAGCUCCGGGGACUCAGUCUCUGAGGAGCAUCCACAACGACCCUGACGUCAUCAAGCUGCAGGAGAUCCCCACAUUUCAGCCGCUCCUGAAAGGAGUGCUGAGCGGCCAGACGACACCCAGCAGCAUUUGUCUCGAGAGGCUGGACUCGGCUCAGGUUCUGCAGCUCUGCGUCCGAUACCAGGACCACCUGUACCAGUGUGCAGAGGCCGUGGCCUUCGACCAGAACGCCCUCGUCAAGAGGAUCAAAGAGAUGGACCUGUCGGUGGAAGCCUUGUUCAUCAUCAUGCAGGAGCGCCAGAAACGCUACGCCAAGUACGCCGAGCAGAUCCAGAAGGUCAACGAGAUGUCCAUGAUCCUGCGGCGCAUCCAGAUGGGAAUCGACCAGACGGUGCCGCUGAUGGAGCGCCUCAACAACCUGCUGCCCGAGAGCGAGCGCCUGGAGCCGUUCAGCAUGAGGCCUGACGGGGAGCCUGCCUCCAAGUAGCCAAUCAGGGACCACA
Molecule: messenger RNA, 921 nt
Organism: Nematolebias whitei (Rio pearlfish)
Lineage: Eukaryota; Metazoa; Chordata; Actinopteri; Cyprinodontiformes; Rivulidae
Gene: borcs5
Product: BLOC-1 related complex subunit 5
Exons: 4
Coding region: 312-905 (197 amino acids)
Biological process (GO): positive regulation of anterograde synaptic vesicle transport; organelle transport along microtubule; lysosome localization
Cellular component (GO): cytoplasmic side of lysosomal membrane; synaptic vesicle membrane; BORC complex
Source: RefSeq, a predicted model, not a curated record